This is a messenger RNA of Guillardia theta CCMP2712, 2823 nucleotides long. RefSeq lists its product as hypothetical. The record is from RefSeq and is a predicted model, not a curated record. The transcript is spliced from 3 exons. NCBI's taxonomy places the organism in Eukaryota, Cryptophyceae, Pyrenomonadales, Geminigeraceae. Bases 1 to 2823 code for a protein of 940 amino acids.
AUGGAAACAUGCGAGGGGAGGCGGCGAGAAGAGAAGAUGAUGGAGGCGAUGGCGGGAUGGAUUGAGGCCUCGGAGAUCCAAGCAGACCUGCUGAGGCAGCUGGACGAGCUGACUAGCCGGCAUGCUGAAAUUGAGAGUGAGAAUGGGCGGCUGAGGGAGGAGACGAGGAGGUUGAGGUUGAGCGUGGGAGCUACAUCAAGCAAAGAAGCUUCUUUGUCUGCAUGCAGAGAGCUGAUCUCGCUGCUUGGCGAUGUACAGAAGAUCUCCUGUGCUCUAGCAGAUUGUUUCCUUCAUAGUCAUGGAGGACAGGAGCACGAUGGCGCAGACCCGGCUUGGAAAAACAUGCACGCUGCUCGACAUGAUUCUCUUGAGUCAGAUUCAGAUAUUCUCGGCCAUGCUCAACACCGAUGUGGAGGAGACGCCCGAGCGCAUGACGCCUCCUCUGACUCUUUGUUCGAUGAUAUGAACCCGGUGCUCGUCCAAUCGGACCAGCAGUUGCGGCCCAGGCGAGGAAUUGAGGGUCAGAGUUGGGCAGCAGAUAUGAGCUGCUUGUUGGAAGAAAUCAGGGAAUUUGUUGAUGAAAUAUCUCUAGUGCGAGAGACGAUCGAUGACUUUUCGGUUGCGCUUCAAGCAGAUGCAACAGUCUUGCAUGGUCGGCAGUGCAGUACACUCAAACGAACAUCAAACAACACCCGCGUUGCGAUGAUAUCAGCAGACAGCGUGUUCGGACUGCAAGUUUGCCUGCUGUCGCUUUCAGAGCUUGUCUCCAAGUCUUACGGUGAAGCUGCCGCACUCAUCGACGAUGUUGGGGCCUCCAUGCACUCCGAGGUAGAGCGCUGCAUGCUGAUGGAACGAGCCGCACGAGAGACCUGGGAAGAGAACAUCAGGCUGCGACAGGAGAUGUUUGCCAUGUCGCAGCAGCUCGACAGGAUGCAGGAGGCGCUGGAAGGGGCGAUGAACUGCUCUGCUGAGCACGAGAGGAGAGGAGGGGAGAAGCUGAGCGCGGAUGACUUGCGGAGGAUAGCAGAGGAGACAGUUCUGGAGAAUAUCAAGUUCCGACAUCAGAUCUCUGACAUGUCUCGGGCCAUGGAGCAUUUGCAGGAGUUUGCUGAUGGUGUAAGAGCACAAGAGAUGGCCGGGAUGGGGAGAGAGGAGACGAGGCAAAUCGCAGAGGUCACUGUGAGGGAGAACAUCCUCUUGCGCCAGGAGAUCUACACGUUGUCAUGCGAGGUGCGCAGUUUGCAUGAGAGCAAGAGGAAGCGUGAGGAAGCGAGUACGAUCGAUCAGGAGGGGGGAGGAUGUGUUGAAGAAGCAUGCGCUUGUAUGUUAGCAAGGAUGCAGGAUCUUGAAACAUUGUUGUCCCUCAUUGGUAUUUCAGUGGAGCAAAGAGUGAAAAGAGAAGGGAGGAUAGAAAACCGAAUGUUUGAGAAUAUCUUGAGCACCGUCAGUCUCAUCGAGAUUGUUUUGACUCAGGUCGGUUCGAGCCUGGAUUUCAAGUUGAACAGCGUUAAAUAUGUCUGUCGGCAAUAUGACAGUCAUAGAACAGCUGGUUUCGAUAAAGGCGUCAUGAUGCUUGAUGUAUCGAAACGAUUGCAGACCUCGGACGGUAACGAUUUACCCGCUCAGAAUGACGUUGAGAAGCUGAAUUUGAUGGAUGUCAUGUGGAAGGUGGAAGAAAGUGUGCAAAGCAUUUGCAUCGUCUUGGAGACGUUCAUCGAGAAGAGCUAUCAGAAGGCGUUCGACCUCGACCAACAAGUCGAUAGCUAUCGGAUGAGCGAUACAGGUGCAUGCAGGGAGCUGCUGGAUCGAGGGGUCGAAGGAAACGCUCGACUCUCAUGUACCAAAGAGUCUAGUACCAGAUCCAACUCGAUGAUUGACCCGAGGAACUCAAACAUUGAAGGUUUUGUCAACCGGCAAGAGUCGGUCAUCGUGACGAUGCAGGAAACUCUGCAGGGUCUGGAGAGGGCGAUGAAUCGGCUGGGACUCAUGAUAUUCGCCUGCCGUACCCGAUCGAGAGAGACUGUGGGGAGCAAUGAGCUCUUACAACCACGAUCUGCUCAUCCUGGUAUGAGCGAAGGGGAGCUGGGAGAGGGGAACCUCCAAGACCUCCAGCAGAGGGUUGAAGAAGCAGAAAGCAGGGCGAGUAGAGCACAACUACAGGCGCAAGUUCUACAGAAAAAGCUCAUGGCGACAAGACUUCUGGCGGCAAGGCAGAGGAUGGACUUGCAUGAGGACGUGGGCAACAUGACAACCUCUACCUUCUCUUCUUACUUGGCUGAGGAUACCUCCUCCUCCUCGCACACCAGACCAACCCCCGCAGUCAGAGAUCCUGUCUUGCGCGAUUGGGAGAGGGCUUGUGCGAGAUGGGAGCAGCACUGUCGCAUUGGGCUGAAGGGUCUGUUUGCACAGAGAAGUGAAUACCAGGAGAUAUGCAUGUUCUUACAUGCAGAAGUGAUACCUUUGCUCAGCUUUACUGCCAGCCAGCCAAGUCAGACUGACUCGAUGAAUCAGAAGCUGAUUGCGUGCGUGGUGGAGGGUUUCUUCGAAUCCAUUCCUGUCCGUGUCGACACAUCGAACAUGAAGGGAAACUGGAUGGACCUACUGGAUCUGAAGACAUUACUGCAGGUCAGUUUGCUCACUCUGCAACACUUCAUCUCGAUGACAAGUCGUGACAUCCAGGUGCUCCUGGCUUGGAUCAAAGAAGCCUCUGACAGGGAUUAUGUCUUUGAAGCAAUCGCCCUGGUUCGAAGAAGCAGGUCCCUUCCUGUCCUGGUGGUUGACUCUGUGGAGACUGAAAUCAAAUCCUUGAUUGGAGAGAGGUAG